GAGUUGUCGGUUGCGGGUUUUCACUUUUCACACGCGACCACAUUUGGGCAAAACCGAUUGGAAAAUCUAAAAUCGAGUAUUCAACUCAACAUAGAGUCCAAAUCCCCCCCCCAAAUGAGUGGUAGCGAGGGCAGCUCAGGGCACUCGGCCGCCAGCGACUCGGCGGCGGCCGCGACGGAGAGAGUGAAGAAGAAGGAGAAGACGCGCGUGAGCCGGACGUCCCUGAUCCUGUGGCAGGCGCACCAGAACGACACGGCGGCCGUGCGGAAGCUCCUCGAGGAGGACCGGUCGCUGGUGAACGCCAGGGACUACGAUGACCGGACUCCUCUCCACGUGGCGGCCAUCCACGGCUGGAUCGACGUCGCCAGGUGCCUCCUCGAGUACGAUGCCGACGUCAACGCCCAGGAUCGGUGGAAAAACACGCCGUUAGCUGAUGCGGAAGGAGCAAAAAGGCUUGCCAUGAUUGAAUUAUUAAAAUCCCAUGGUGGAUUAUCUUAUGGACAAAAUGGUAGUCAUUUUGAACCAAGACCUGUACCACCCCCUCUGCCAAAAAAGUGUGACUGGGAAAUUGAUCCUGGUGAGCUGGAUUUCUCGAAUGCUAUGCUCGUGGGAAAGGGGUCUUUUGGGGAGAUAGUGAAAGCUUGUUGGAGAGGAACACCGGUAGCUGUCAAGCGAAUACUUCCAAGCCUUUCAGAUGAUAGACUAGUAAUUCAGGACUUCCGGCACGAGGUCAAUUUGCUUGUGAAGCUUCGGCAUCCAAAUAUAGUCCAAUUUCUAGGAGCUGUAACAGAAAAGAAGCCCUUAAUGUUAGUCACUGAGUAUUUGAGAGGGGGUGAUCUGCAUCAGUAUCUGAAGGAAAAGGGGGCGUUGAAUCCAACAACUGCAGUCAAUUUUGCAAUGGAUAUGGCCAGAGGCAUGGCUUAUCUUCACAGUGAGCCAAAUGUUGUAAUACACAGAGAUCUUAAACCAAGGAAUGUUUUACUUGUAAACACAAGUGCGGACCAUUUAAAAGUAGGAGAUUUCGGUUUAAGCAAGCUGAUCAGAGUACAACAUUCUCAUGACGUGUACAAAAUGACUGGCGAGACUGGAAGCUACCGCUACAUGGCGCCUGAGGUCUUCAAGCACCGGAAAUAUGACAAAAAAGUCGAUGUUUUCUCCUUUGCGAUGAUAUUGUACGAGAUGCUUGAAGGUGAACCUCCUUUGUCAAAUUAUGAACCAUAUGAAGCGGCCAGAUAUGUAGCAGAAGGACACAGGCCCAUGUUUAGGGCAAAAGCUUCAGCAGUUUCAUCGGCAUUUGCUUUUCAUCUCAUCAAUUCGCCUCCUAACCUCUGGUUCUGGCUAACCACAUUGUGCUGGUCAGCUGACAUGAACCAGAGACCUACUUUUUUGGAGAUUUUAAAGAGGCUCGAAAAAAUCAAGGAAAAUCUUCCGUCCGAUCACCACUGGCAUAUAUUCUCAUCGUGAUGUGAAAACCUGACUUGUACAGGAUAUCAUAUAUUCAAUCUCAGUCGAAGAAGAAUAAGGUGAUAUUGCAAAUAGGCUCUGCCAUGGAAUUAUUCGAGCUAUUACUUGCUGUGGAAUUUGAUUGUGGGAACACACAUUUUUAAAUCAUUUGGAAAUAUUAGCUUCGUUGUGCUUGCUAUGAGUGCGUCCAUAGUUAUCAACCGUCGAAGACUUGAAUUGUAUGUUUUUUUUUUUUUUUUAAAUCUUUAUUUCUAUACUUUUCCUUUAUUUUGUUUUGGGUGUAUAUACGAUGCAGNUUAAGGAGAAAUCAUCCUCUUUUUAGGAAAUUAUUUACCAACUGUCAAUGAAGAUUUUAUAAUUUUAUGGAUUAUAUUUUUCGUUCAUUAUUACUUCUCGUUUACCAUUAUGUGUAGGGGUGGUUUUGAACUUGA
Molecule: messenger RNA, 1895 nt
Organism: Striga asiatica
Lineage: Eukaryota; Viridiplantae; Streptophyta; Magnoliopsida; Lamiales; Orobanchaceae
Source: the annotation of a GenBank genome assembly